CCGCCGCGUUGUUAGGAUUGUUCUGUGGCGGCGUUCGUCCCGGUUCUUAUAUCUCAAAGGGUCGCUCGUUAUUGUUGAUAAUUGUAUCGAUUGCAAUUGCAACUGCGCGGGGAGGACGCGGCGUAAGUCGCCAUGGAAAAGAAUAAACGAUCUUGGUUAAUUAAUUAAAAGAAUAAAUCGUUUCUCCUGGGGAUGAUAGUGAUUUUUUGUCCGGUGAAUAUUCUUUGCAUCGACUCGUCACAGUAUCGCGUCUAUUUCUACGCGAUUUAAUCAGUAUGAUCGGCAUGCGGAUUAUACGCGUGUUCGACACCUUAAUAAGAUACUUUAAUGCCAAGUGAGCAUCGGUUAUUGAUUUGCCAUUGGGAUUUAAGUGCUCUGAAUGACAUUGACAUUAAACAGCUAUCGAAAUGACUGUUCCCGUUUAACUUUCGUUUGCCUAGAGAAUUUCUGCCGCGUGAAGUUUGGCUCUGGGUGUUUCAACGUGCCGAAGUGAUACCUAACAUUAACAAGUGAUUAUUUCUUUAUAAACGUAUUGAAAAUUAUGAAUUGAGGAAUCGUCAAUUUUCAUACUAAUAUGCCUAUUGCAUUGUAACAGUUUUUCAUAAUACUCUGCAAUGUAUUGGUAUUGUGCUGAAGCUAUUGGAUGAAAACCCUGUGAAUCGUGUGCUAUAUUGAAUUACUUAAAAAGUAAAUGCUCUUGCCUCGUAACGUUUCCGGCGUUGCAAUUUCAUUCCGACGUACAAGAAUCAAAAAUAGAGAUCGAUCGAGAAAAAUUGUAAUGUGAAAAAUCAAUAUUUUCAUUUUAAUGCGACCUUCGACCGAAUUAAAUAUCAGAACUAAAAUCCGUAUUUAAAUACGAAUUGGUCGGGUAUGUUUCAUUAUACAAAGUGAUCCAACGUACAGUGCUCAUAUAAUGUUUGUGUUUUGGUGAUAUUCCUGAAGUUUAAAAAUUUGGAAGUGCUUUGGAUAAUACUAAAAAUGCAUUGGACGAGGAUGACGUGCUUGUUCCUGCUGGCUGUUAUGGCGAUAGCAGUAAAAGCACAAUACAGAUCUCCACGCAUAACGGAGCACCCAUCGGACAUAAUCGUCGCGAAAAAUGAGCCAGUGACGCUCAACUGUAAAGCUGAGGGUAAGCCUGAUCCAAGUAUAGAGUGGUACAAGGAUGGCGAACCUGUUCAGACGUCGCCCGGGGAUGCAAAGUCGCACAGGGUUUUACUUCCUACGGGAUCCUUAUUCUUCCUGAGGGUGAUGCACGGCAAGAAGGAACAGGACGGUGGCGUGUACUGGUGUGUUGCCAAGAAUGUCGCCGGAAGUGUCAACAGCAGGAACGCCACUCUCACCGUUGCAGUGCUGCGCGACGAGUUCCGGGCGGAGCCGCAGAAUACGAGAGUCGCUGCCGGCGAGACGGCUUUGUUGGAGUGCGGACCGCCGCGAGGACAUCCGGAACCGACGUUGCAAUGGAAGAAGAACGGUCAUCCUAUUGACUUGGAAGCUACCAAACGGAUCACUCUCGUGGAUGGGGGUAACCUAAUGAUCUCUGACGUAAGGCAAACCGAUCAGGGCAGAUACCAAUGUGUAGCACAAAAUAUGGUUGGCACACGGGUAUCCGCAGUGGCAACGUUAAUGGUUCAUGUGAAACCGUACUUUAUGGCGACUCCAACAAACCAAACCAUACUGACGGACCAAACUGCCGAGUUCGCUUGUCGCGUCGGAGGCGAUCCGUCACCGGAAAUUCUCUGGCGUCGAAACGACGGAAAGAUGCCAAUUGGCAAAGCUCACAUCCUGGAUGACAAGAGUUUGCGGAUCGAGAGGGUAACGGCCCAGGACCAAGGCACUUACAUCUGUGAUGCUGAAAACAGCGUCGGUGCGAUUUCAGCCAGCGCAACGCUGACGGUGCAUUCUCGCCCUGUCUUCACACAUUUCCCCAAGGACGAGGUGGUCAGCACCGGAUCAGACGUAUCAUUCGCAUGUGCCGCACGCGGUGCACCCAAACCGUCAAUUUUCUGGACUCGCGAAGGGUCCCAGGAACUUAUGUUUCCGGGUAAUGUAUACCAGGGUCGUUAUACGGUCGCCGAGGACGGAAGUCUGCAAAUCAAGGAAGCCAUCAGGAAGGAUGAGGGCCACUACGUGUGCAGCGCCAUCAGUCAAGCCGGAGCAAGUACCGCAACCGUCUUCCUGCAGGUUACAUCAGUCGAAGAGGUGCCUCCGCCGAUUAUCGAAUUAGGACCAGCCAAUCAGACUAUUCCACUGAAGAGUAUUGCUUCUCUACCCUGUAGAGCCGUGGGGACGCCUACGCCUAAAGUUCAUUGGCACAAGGAUGGGGUUCUUAUACAGCUGGGUACUCGUAUCACUAUGGCUAGCAACGGAACCUUAUUUAUUAAUGAUCUUCAGAGUAGUGACUCUGGACUUUAUACCUGUAUCGCGUCUUCGGAGUCUGGUAACACCUCGUGGUCAGCUACGUUAACUGUCAGCUCCACGACUUCCUUCCAUCGUACUCCUGACAUGUCGGCUUUACCUCAGAAUCCGAGUAAACCUAGAAUCGUCAAUACGACUAGUAACUCUGUCACACUUACUUGGAGUCCUGGACACGAGGGACAGAGUAAAAUUAUUGGAUAUAAUAUAGAAUACUUUAGUAGCAACCUUAAUACCGGAUGGGUCAUUGCUGCUACUGGUAUCACUGAUGAUACUUAUACAGUAACUGAUCUAAAACCGGAUACGAAUUAUGUUUUCUUGGUAAGAGCUGAAAAUAGUCAUGGAUUGUCACUACCUGGUCCACUAUCGGACAGUGCACAUACUACUAGCGUUAAUCAACAUUCGGUACCGCAAAUCGAAUUGAUACGUGCAAGGGAUCGUCUUAAUAGCGAAAUAUUACACUUGAAAGAGGUUCAACCAUUGAGUAGUACCAGUGUCAAGAUCAUAUGGGAUAUACUUGGUGCCGCGGAUUUAGUGGAGGGCCUUUAUAUCCGGUACCGAGAGCUUUCCGAUAAACCAGAGUACCAGAUGGUUACUGUAUUAAAUGCUGGAGCCACCAGUUACGUCCUCACGAAUCUGAAGAAAUACACGCGUUACGAAUUCUUUCUUGUACCGUUUUACAAAACCAUUGAAGGAAGACCAAGUAACGUUAAACUAGCAGUAACAUUGGAGGAUAUACCAUCCGGAGCACCGGAGAAUGUGCACGUAGGAAUGAUCAAUAUGACAUCUGCAUUCGUUAGAUGGGCUCCACCACCUAAGCACGAGCAGAAUGGACAGCUUAUGGGAUACAAGAUUCAGAUCAAGAGUAACAGCAGUAACAAGAUUCUUGGACAAAUGUCAUUAAAUGCAUCGACUACUUCAAUUAUCAUAAACAGUCUAACUACUGGUGGACUGUACACGGCACGUGUAGCUGGUUUAACACGCGCUGGUUUGGGACCAUUUUCUAUGCCCACGCUUUUAAACAUGGACCCGGGCCAAUUGACGCAACUGCCACCACGAACAGACCCAAGUCAUGGAGGAGUAUCAGUCAUGAGAGAAACGUGGUUUCUGAUUCUCAUGAUUACCAUGGUUUUCACAGUGGUUGCUGCACUGUUAGGUGCUCUAUAUGUCAGACGACGGCAAGCUAUGAGCAAACAGCUAGGGCAUUUGAACGUGCCAGUAGGCACAGCCAAUGACAUCUGUCAGUUAAACAAAGAUACCUUGUGGUUAGAACGUGGAUGGAGACCAACUAAUACGCUUCAGAGUUCUAAUGAUAAGGAUUGCGAAACGAAACUGCUAAACAAUCAGCAAAUGCUAGCACCGGGAAUAGUUAGCAUGGCUGGUUCAGAGUAUGCAGAAGUGAACUUGACCACAUUCUAUAAUGCUAGAAAACAAUUACAAGCUCCUCCAGAACCGUACGCCACGACCACCCUAUGUGUAGGAAACAGAAGUCCUGAUUCCAUGGAAACCAGUGGUCAGAAGUCAAAUUCCAGUGAUUCCUGUGUUAAACCGGACUACUCUAGCUUAGACUCCAAUCAAGAACAUAACAAGUCUACCAUGUCUCCAAGUAGCGACAAUGCAAGUAGCGUUUAUACAGAUGAAAAUAUGGAAAUUCAGAGAAGACCGCAAUACAGAAUCCCGCCGAAUGAAAGUCAGGCGGGUAUGCCAAACUGGUGCGAUAUGCUACCUCCACCCCCGGAACAUCCACCGCCGCCAGGAACAUCCUUAGCAGCCAGAAUGCAACAGCCUACCGCAACGUUUAGUCCGCAUCUGGGCAAAAGAAACGUGCAAAAUGAUUUGGAUGGUUCCACGUCGGCCAAUUCUCAAAGUCCUCCUACUCCUCCAGUACGUGUUGGCAAUAGCUUUUCGUCGUCUCCUACACCCUGGAGUACGCAGAGUCAGCUAGAAGGAAAUCAUGGAAAUCUUCCGCAAGGAAGAUACACCACCCUGCCGCCACAGACCAAUCCACCACCGGUACCAUCAUUCCCUCAAGGAUUCAAUCAUUACGAUUAUAAGACUCAAGAAAAUGAAUACGAGAGUGGUUCUGUUAUAUAUGGCCACCAAAAUGGACACUCAGAAGAUUAUAGGAAUCACGACAGCUUUAAUCGUGCCAAUCAUCCAAAUUCCCACUUGGAUCACACCAGUCUGAAUGACGAGGUUUAUCGUCACAAUGAAGAAAUGUUUCGGAACGAUAAUCUAUAUCAGCCUGAGAAUGACGAAUGGGAUAGAAAAUCCUGCGACUCCAAUACCCAUUCAGAUAUGUGCUGCUCCUGUUCCGAAUCCAGCUGUCUUUAUGCAGAUACCAUGGAGUAUAACAAUCAAUUUGCUCCUGGUUGCGCCCACAACAGGGGUGGUUCGAGAAACCGGAAUAAUAGGAGUCCCCGAAGAAGGAAUAACAGAGCAUCCUCGCCGACAUACAGCAGCGAUAGCAAUUAUUCUUGCAUUCCCCAGAGGCAAUGUGGCCCCGUUAAUUCGCAGGAAAGACAUAGGCACAAUCGUAGCAAAGACAAAGUGCCUAGUUUUCCAAGGACUGGUGGCUAUCCUCAACAUAACUCAUCCGCAUCCAAUACGAUGAGUAGCUCAGGAAGUCAGAGAUACAAUAAGCUGAACAGCGUUUUCCUAGGUGGGACUAAUUCAAACCCUCCAUCAGAAUCAAGUCGACUCAGCGACCAUCGCGAGAGCUAAAUUAAUCCUCAUGUACGCCGAUGAAAAGCUGGAAAUCCGAAAGUCUUCGAUACAACGAAUCUAAGACGUCUUUGAAAACAUCUCAUCGUGGGGAAAUACAUAGAUAAAAUAAUAAAGCCAGUUUGUCUUGUGUAAACAUGCGGUAAAGACAUCUCGUGUCUAUUACAGUGGCUUGCCAUCUUGUCGGAUCUAUUCACACAUAGAUACUAUCCGAGUUAAGUUUUGAUCUGAAGUAGUUGACGUAUUCCUUAAUGAAUACAAUACCGUUUAGAGAUACGGCCAUUUUUUUUGACAAAUUUCACAUUUUACAAAAGAACUUAAAAUCUUGAAUUGAAUAUUUCCGUAUCAACUGCGUGUUAAUUUGGAAAGUCCGAUACUAUCACGUUUCUCUCAUUUUUUUUGCAGUUUUUUAAAAAUUAACUAGGUGACGAGGACUUUCACAGAAACGCAAAGAAUUUCAAAAUUGCAUUUCUGUUUGAGAGUGACGGCCUUUCAUUAGACUGAUUCAGAUCUAAUUCGUACGUUUAUCGAUUUUCUCGCAGUCGUUAACAUGAGCGUGCGUCCUAAUGAUAUCCCAAUGUUGAAUAUUAUAUAUAACGAGAUAUAAAAAGUGAUGCCAAUAUUCGAGCAAUACUUGGACAUAUACGAAAUCCUACGUGAGACAUUCGGGCUUUUCGUUGUCUCAACAUUUUCUUCGUUAAUGCCAUUUUUUUAGCCAUUAUAAAUAAGAUUCCAAUAAUCACACGUUACUUCUGAGAUUAGAAUAUCUUGACACGUUUCAAGGUAAUUUUUUAAUUUCACGUAAGCUCCUAAUAUUUGUCGCAAUUUAUUAUAUUUUAACGUUUACAAACAGCAGUUAACCUAAACGGAAAAAUUUGAUAACGAAACAAAAAUUAUAAGAACGAUCCAGAAAGGUGGCAUUUAUUUUCAAAAGCCUGUACAUUCUCCAUUGCCACGAGAAAUAACAGAUAUUAUUUUCGAUAUAACGUUCCUAAGAUCGUAAGGGAAACUAAAAGUAAUUGUAUUAAGGACGAAGUAAUCGACGUAUAUCUCUUCCAAAACGAAUACUUAUGAUAUAAUAUAUUAUAAAAACAAUAAAGUAACAAUGACAGCGUAAGGUUUAUAAUCAUAUCAGAUGGUUUUUGUAUACAUUGUACAAAGUUAAUUAACGAGUUUAGUCAUUAGUUUUUAAUUUACACAUCAUUAAUUAAUAUAUACGGAUUUAGAUAGUAAGGGAACAUUUAGGCAUCUUAUGUAAUCAGUACUGUGUAUAAGUAUGUCCUGACAGAUAAGUGAGAAUGUGAAUAACGGCGUUAAACACUAUACGAUGUUAACAAUACCCUUUCGUAAGAUGCAUUUAAGUUUAGCGAUUUUCUAAACGCACUUAAUAUUGCUAAUGACAAGUGUACAAGAACACGUGGCUCCUGAUUCCAUAGGUCUGGGUACUUGUACCUUCCUAUCCAUAAAAAAAAGUACAGUCACAUUUUCAAAUUAUUAAAGCCACGUCACCUCGGACGAUUCUUUAGAAAAUCUCACGAGGGUACGCGACAAUAUCAGAAAUUAUUGUUUCGUUACAUUAUUUAAGUCCGAACUUCGUUACGUUUCCAUACACUACAUUUUUGCUUUACUUAAGUAUACUAUUAAGUUUUUUUCUUUAAGUCUCUCGAAUUAAUGGUAAAUAAGUACGAGCUGUACUCUAAGCUUGUGAUAUUUUGCCUAUUGGAAAACGUGCUUUCACCGAUACGUGUAAUUCUUCUUACACUUAACGAUGGAAUUAGGGUGACUAUUAUGAUACUAUGUACACCAUUGAGAUAUAUAUUAGCGCAAAAUCGAGUUUGCUCAAUUUAUAUCUCACUGGUUAUCUUCUGUGAAUACAGUUUAAUUUAGACUUAAAGUUAGUCAGUUGCAUCCAGUGUGGUUUCGUAUUAUAUGAUAAACUUUUGUGGAUAACGAAAGAAGUAAAAAAAAAACCCGUUAGAUAAGAGAUAGAUAACUUUGAAGCUAUGUAAUCGCUCAAAUUCAGUGUAAUCAUUAAUUAAUGUAUUAGGUAAAAACUAACUGCCCGGUAGACGUAUUGUAAAUCUCGUCUAGAUCGUGUCGAGUAAUUAGUACAUGGCAAGUCUACAGAUAUAAUAGAAUGAUAUGUUUUUGUAUCUUGUCUUCAUUAGUUAUUCCUGAAACACUGCCAAUCACGAGUUAAAAAUUGCAGCAUUAUAUUACACGCAGUUAGGUCAGCGAAUGUAACACAAAAGUCUAGUAUUAUUAAAACUACGAGAAUUUCAUUUUAUUUACAGUCGUUUCAAUUGGUCGGGUAUCAUUCAAAAUCUACAGAAAUAUUCUCUAUAAAUGUUGACAGUGGAAUUUAAGAUAUUCGAUUAUGCUAAUGAUCCAAGUAAAUAGUAAUGAGUAAAUGUUCGUAAAAGUCCAUCCAAGCAGACAAGAAGUAAGAAUUAGACAAAGUUUCUUUCAGCAUGUUUAGAAUUAGGGGAGCUGAAAAGGUUUGAGACUACUUGGAGAAUAAAAAGAAACCGAGAAUGUUUAAUGUCUCUAAACCGUAAUGACUAGCUAGGACAUGUACUUUAAGUAUCUGCCGAUUCGACGUUACAUUGGUUUUACGUAAAAGGUACACAACAAACAAUUAUCCAGUCUAAUGAAAGUUCGUUAUUACACAGUGAAAAAAUUAAUUGCACAAAAAUAGCAGCACGAUAAACAACUGCCGCUCUUUCACGAUUCGCACCAAUCACACGAUGACCUUUUACGAAAAAUCAGCUAAUAAUUGAACAUAAAAUGGUCUACAGCCCUCAAGAGGAACAACGGGCUAGAAUGCACUUGUUCCGGAGGCUGUGGGGGGUAGCUACGACCCUUAAACUAGAUCAAGAAAGAAUCUGUAAUCCAAAAAGGAACAUGGCUACCGCGAAAUCGGUCGUAGAACCAUCGGGUCAACGUGACAGAGUAAACAUAACGUAUUAUUUUUAUAAUUUGCCAUCUCGAUACAGUUGGUACGAUGGUUCGAUGACAUUUGUAAAAUAAAAAAGUGAAGGAUGUAAUUUAACAAGCGGAGUUAAAUUUUGCGAAAACGAGCCUUGCGGAGUAGACACGUAAACUCGCACACGACGGGUUAGCGAUUAUGGCCGACCGAACUAACCUUAACGCGAAAUACUGUAAUCCGUAAUAUGUAGGUUUAUUCAGCCAAACUUUGCCGUCACUUUCAAGGGUCCUGAAGACUUCGCGUGAUCCCUGCCAACUACGUUAUCGUUAAAGGAUUGUGAACUUUUUGCCAAAAAGAACCUUGUCCUUUAGGAAGGGCAUCAAUACGACAAGAUUAUAUAUGUAUAGAUUAGUAACGAGCCGUGACGUCGGCGACGAAACACACACGGAGUAGCGCGAAGUUUUCGUGGAUUUUUGAAAACCUAUGGUUAAAAAUGAAGCUUGGCUACUAGAGAGCUAGGGCCGCGUAAAGAUAACCCAUAUCAUUAAGAAUCCACGACAGAUAUUUGCGUGAAAAUUUUUGUCAAACCGACCACGGUGGGAAAAUGAUUUUUUUUUCUUUCUCUCCCUGAAGCGAAACUGCGUUCGGUAUCAUUUUUGGAACUAGCUCGCAAGUAUAAUCAAAGGCUGAUGAUGAGUGUUUAAUUCUGACACGAUUUUUUUUCCCUUACAUUUUGUAAAUAUUAUGGAAAAUAAAAUGAAACUUGGAUGUUU
Messenger RNA from Cephus cinctus (wheat stem sawfly), 8838 nucleotides. RefSeq names its product protein sax-3. Gene Ontology annotation, molecular function: axon guidance receptor activity; protein binding. The record is from RefSeq and is a predicted model, not a curated record. Gene Ontology annotation, biological process: axon midline choice point recognition; Roundabout signaling pathway; cell-cell adhesion. The coding region runs from base 979 to 5136 and encodes 1385 amino acids. The transcript has 11 exons. NCBI's taxonomy places the organism in Eukaryota, Metazoa, Arthropoda, Insecta, Hymenoptera, Cephidae. Gene Ontology annotation, cellular component: axon; plasma membrane.